AAUGAAAUAUCAUUAUUGUUCAGAUGAUACUCUUGUGCGCGUCAUCAUACGCCGAAGAAAAGACCAAAAAUACUAAACCGGUUAGCAACGAUAACGAGUCCACGCGUACGGAGGAGCCUCCGGAGGGAUAUUACGCCUUCGUCGAAUCACCGAACGCGGAACCACCGAGAGUUCGGCCACCGCCGUACAUUGACAGCGAUAAAGAAUGUUACGGCAGCGAUAAACAUGGAAAGGGAUUCGUUUCGAUACAUAACAUCUGCGGAGAUUUGAACAAAGGCUACAUUCCACGAAAUCCUAUGAACCAAUAUGUGAACGGUUCAUCGUAUCCUUUCGCGCUGAUAAAGAAUCAUACUCUCAAGUUUCUCAGCAAGGCAUUACCGAUCCUCAAGGCUGACGAUUCAUUGCCCAAAGUUGCCAAAGUGCAUCCGUUAUCACAAAACUUCGUUGACACGGAUGAAGAAGAAAGACAUAGUAGAAACAAAAGAUCUAGUCCGUUGGAUGCGACUUUAGUGACGGAUUCCAAUCGGAAUGGUCGCAAAUUUUGCGAAAAUGGUAGCGGAGUAGUAUGCAUGUUGUACAAAGCGAUCCAAGGGGAAUCGAUCGCAUCGUCGGCAUCGACCAUCGAACGCCGGGAUGAACCCUCGACAUCCGAUUAUCGACGAGGAGAACGCGUACCGUCGCAGGAAAAAACGGAAUAUACCGGCCCGCCGACUCCUUGUCCGGCCAAAGUCGAGUACGCGACUCCGGUCUUCGCCAAGAAUUAUCAGGGUGUCUGGAGAUACGUUGUACAGAUACCUUACGAAGGUUACUUCACGCAGACGAUCGAGCUCACCAGAUGCAUGCAAUCGAGGUGUCACUACUUGGAUGGUGGAUGCCUAUCGUCACCGAGAUGGACGAGCCUAUUAGUCGCCGAAAUAUUUUAUCCGGAUACCUUUUUAGAGGAGAAUCAAGCGACUAGUACUGGUAUCGGGUCUGGUACUCGAGAUCCUGUCGCUGGAUCGCCGCCCCCAGUCCAUGAUUUUCAGAAUUAUCAACAAUAUUUGCAGAAACGCGCGAGCACGGGAGAAGCACGUAAUAAUGGUGGUAACAAUGCUCAGCAACACCAUUGUGAUGGUGUCGAUGAAAUGGGUUGCUUCCAAGUGCGAUUGUAUUACGACUGGUUCUUGGUUCCCGGAAGCUGUAAAUGUUGGCGACCGGAUUACUUUAAUCGAUACAUUCGUCGUAGCAGUUCCAAUGUCGAAUUAUGAUAAGGUUCACAAAAAAGAUGUAUAUUUUACAUGUUGAAAAGAUUUUACAUUGUUUCACGAAUGAUUACACUGGUUACAGCAAAAAA
Molecule: messenger RNA, 1333 nt
Organism: Pogonomyrmex barbatus (red harvester ant)
Lineage: Eukaryota; Metazoa; Arthropoda; Insecta; Hymenoptera; Formicidae
Gene: spz6
Product: Spaetzle domain-containing protein 6
Biological process (GO): central nervous system formation; innate immune response
Cellular component (GO): extracellular region
Molecular function (GO): Toll binding; growth factor activity
Source: RefSeq, a predicted model, not a curated record